AUGAUCUCGCAGAAGCUGUCGUACGGCGACGUGCCGACGUCCGCGUCGCUGUCCUCGUUGUCGCCGGGCCUCGCGCCCCCAUACGUGAACGGUAUGGGCUGCAUGCCUGCGCAGCCUUACCCAAACCUGUACUCCAACAACAUGGUGGCCGGCAGCUCGUGUAUGGGCUCCCCAGGCGUGGGCUACAGCCCGCCUAGCACCAUGGCGUCCUGCAUGGGCGGCGGCGGUGCUGUGCCCUACGGCUCGCUACCACGCGAACAGGAAGCCGCCUCGCCCACCUCAGCGCUGCAGCGAGCACGUAACGACAAGACCUACCGUCGCUCGUACACACACGCCAAGCCGCCGUACUCCUACAUCUCGCUCAUCACGAUGGCCAUCCAGAAUAACCCAUCGCGCAUGCUCACACUCUCGGAGAUCUACCAGUUCAUCAUGGACCUGUUCCCGUUCUACAGACAGAACCAACAGCGCUGGCAGAACUCCAUACGACAUUCGCUGUCGUUCAACGAUUGCUUUGUGAAAGUGCCGCGAACGCCAGACAAGCCUGGCAAAGGAUCGUUCUGGACGCUGCACCCAGACAGCGGAAACAUGUUCGAGAAUGGUUGUUUCUUACGAAGACAGAAACGAUUUAAGGAUGAGAAGAAAGAAUCGAUAAGACAAGCUCAGAAAGCUCACACUGGACACGGGCACCACGGAGGGUCACAUGAGAAGCGCGGCGACCACUCACAUGAGAAGGGUGGUGUCGGAGGUGGUGCGCCGCCGGGUGGUGAGGACAAAGAGAUGCGUGACGAGCUACUAGCACAGCUACACGCAGCGCCCGAACUAUGUCUGCCCGAGCAUACGCCGCUAGCGCUGGAACAUUACGCGCAGCUAAAGCAGGAGCCCACGGGGUACGCGCCCGCCCAGCACCCGUUCAGCAUCACUCGGCUACUGCCUGGUGCCGAUACGAAGGCUGACCUGAAGAUGUACGACGUGAACUAUGGGUACGGGCACUCGCCGGCAGACAACUACUACCAGUCGCCGCUGUACCACCACCACCACGCGCACGCGCAGCCGCCCUUGUGA
Spodoptera littoralis (African cotton leafworm) is the source of this 1062-nucleotide messenger RNA. NCBI's taxonomy places the organism in Eukaryota, Metazoa, Arthropoda, Insecta, Lepidoptera, Noctuidae. The record is from the annotation of a GenBank genome assembly.